Wyeomyia smithii (pitcher-plant mosquito) is the source of this 3759-nucleotide messenger RNA. Its product is annotated as muscle M-line assembly protein unc-89-like. NCBI's taxonomy places the organism in Eukaryota, Metazoa, Arthropoda, Insecta, Diptera, Culicidae. The record is from RefSeq and is a predicted model, not a curated record. The transcript is spliced from 3 exons. The coding region runs from base 267 to 3710 and encodes 1147 amino acids.
ACAAUCCUGAAAAACUUGAUGGCGGAAAUUGGGUAAUUAAAGCCAGCAAUGCUGCUGGUGAAGAAAAAAUAAAACAUCAGGUGAUAUUCAGAGGAAAAGAUCAUUAUCAUUAUGUACCAGGGUUAUUUCAUGCAGAAUCUAAAAUAUCACAUGACGAGAGAAAUGAUCCUUUCCGGUCGGAAGGUGGAUAUUCUUGUGUAGCGCCAACCAAUUGCAAUGUGUCUUUGCCUUCUAUUCAUGGCAGCGAUGAAAGUGUCAAAGACGCCAUGAAUCAAACCGAAGCAGUUCAAACUAUGAAUAACACAGAUGUAGCACAUCUUUCAGAAAAUGUUCCGAUAAAGCCUGUAAAAAGGGAAUGGCGUAAAAAGCUCUCUACCUUGUACAAUUCAAAACUUUCACCGAGUGUAGUCGAAACAGUUAAACCAAAAAUGCUUGAGUUCCAAAAAAAGCUUUUCUUCGAGACGCAAUUAAAAAAUCUUACAGUGGCAGAAGGCAAGCUAGUAAAAUUAGUUUGUUCGUGUGUUGGGCCAUCACCAACAAUAAAAUGGUUUAAAAAUAAUAUACCUAUUGUCUGGUCGAAAACAGUGAAAAAUGAAACUAAGCUGGGAGUUGGGGCUAUUCAUAUAUAUAACGCGUCGAUAGCUGAUACUGGAACGUACAAAUGCGUGGUCAGUAACAAUUUUGGAGAAAUUGAAACGUCGUGCACGCUAACCGUCUAUGAAGUACACCAAAGUCAGUGCGAGGCACCAAAGUUUACGAGAAAUGUAAAAGAGUAUUACAAUGUUCAAGUGAAUGAUCUAUUGCUCGAAGUUCAUGUUCGUGGAAACCCCCCGCCUACCAUUAAAUGGUUCAGAGAUGGAGUUUUACUUGAAGAUCUAGAAGGAGAAAAGUACUUUUUAUUGAGAGAGCCCGAUGGUGUACACAAACUUACAAUUCAUGAUCCCCAACGAAUGGACGAAGGCCGUUACGUUUGUGAAGCUGAGAAUAUUGCCGGGAAAGAUACUAUCAAACACAUUGUUGAGAAGUUAAACAAAGAAGAGUACUGCCAUGUUCACGGUAUUUCGUACCAUGAUCAGAUUCUGGCAAAACGUAAUAGAAAUGAGGAGCGUAAGGUAGAGACAUUUAUUGAUCGUAAAGAGCCUCGAGAAUUCGUAUGGAUGGAAGACGGGUCAUAUUAUGUUCGUGGAGAAACUCCCGAACAUUUGUGGGAGUGGGAAACUGACACUAGUGCGGAAAGCGAAUAUGAACCUUUUGAACACCAAAAUGAAUGCAAUGAAAAGGAUCAAAUUGGAGUUGAUGACGACAAUAGCGAUGAUAAUAAUGCAGAUCAAUCUGAUUUCGAUAGUGAUUUACAAACACCUAUUGCUAUAAAAAAGCGUGGUCCAAAAAUCAAGAAAAUGCGAAAAAAGAUUGAUAGUCGAUCUAAAAGAAUUGGUUACAAUUAUAUUGAUGAAGAAGAACAAUAUAAAAACCAGAGGUUGGUUGAUGAAGUCGAGAUAGAACACGUUGAAACAAAUAUUCCACAUCAGAUAACAAACGCAGAUGAAAAUUCAACUCAGGCAGAAACUUGUCAGCAAUCUACGAAAACAGACGAACAUACAGAAGAAAAAGAUGAAGAAACUCUUAGGAGGGAAAGGUAUUUACGUCUUUUCCCUGAGUUUGCUCCAGAAAACCCAAAAGCAGUUGAUAAUAAAAAUCCACUCAAAUUCUUGAAUGAGCUUCGAGAUAUUACAGUUGCUGAAGGAAAAUCUGUGAAACUAUUUUGUACUGUUUCUGGCCCAAAACCUGACAUUAAGUGGCAAAAGGAUGGAUUCCCCCUAGAAUUUUCUAAGGUUAUCAAAAAUCUUAGUCACGACUCGACAGGUAUAGUAAAUAUACUAAAAGUAUCGAAGCAAGAUGAAGGUGUCUAUACAGUUAUAGUCAAACAUAAAGAUUUUUGUAUUAGUAAUGAUGCCAAAGUUACAGUGAUCCAAAAUCCUGAAUUACCAAAAGGAGCAGAACCAAGAUUUAUUACUGGUAUUAAUCAACAUUACGAUUUUCGUGUUGAUGAUCUUAUUUUAGAAACUCAUAUUAAAGGUGAUGGCUUAUUAAUGGUUCAAUGGUUUUUAGAUGGCAUUGCGAUAGAAAAUAAUGAAAAAUAUAUACAGAUUCGGGAACCAAUGGGUGUUUACAAGCUGUGCAUACAUAACCCUCAAACUCGAGACAAUGGAAAAUACACUGUUAGAGUUCGUAAUGAUUUUGGGUCAGCUGAACAACAAUAUUAUCUUAGAUUCGAGGGGAAAAAGCAAAUUCUUUCUUUUGGCAUUUUUCAUGCCGAUCCACGAAGACAGUAUGUAGAUACAGAUGUAGAAAAGAAACCACGUGAACAUCGUGAAGUCGUAUUCUUUGAAGAUGGUUCAUACUACGUACGAGGCCAAACUCCGGAGCAAUACUGGGAGUGGGAAACAGACACUAGUGCUGAAAGUGAAUAUGAACUCUAUUUUUCUGAUGAAGCACCUGUGAAAGACAAAUCAAAAGAAUCGUCUGUUGAAGCAGAGAAAAUAGAGAACAAUCUUGAAGAACUAUUCGACAAACAUACACUUAGUGAACCAUCUGAUGUAGAACACGAUAAUAAUCAGAAUGAGCAGGAAAAAUCGUUGGAUACUGCGAAGAAAAUUGUAAAACGUGGUCCAAAAAUCAAGAAAUUACGAAAGAAACAAACCAAGUUACCAGAAAAGCAUACAGAACAUAAAGAUAGUUCAACUAUUCUAAAAGAAGAUGAAACACAAGAUAAAAAAGUUCAUCUUGAUAUGACUGAAUCAGAAAUCGUUAACCAGAAAAUGAAGUUGAGCCAACGUAUUUUAUCUGGACAGUCACAGCAAAAUGAACAAGCUCCAAAACCAAAACGGAAACCGGUUGAAGUAGGAUUCAUUAGUCACUUAAGAAAUCAAACAUUGCUUAAAGGGAAAACAGUUAGUUUAAAUUGCUGUUGCUCGGAUAAUCAAAACAUUGAGGUAACAUGGUUCAAAGAUUGUAAAAAGUUUGAAAUGAACAAAAGAUGUGUGAGUGAUGUACAUUUUGGAUUCAUCACUUUGGAAAUUUAUCGCACCACCCUGGAAGAUUCAGGCUGCUAUGAAUGCCAUGUAAAGACAGCUAAUGGCGAAGCAAAAGAUUCUUGCAUAAUCACUGUUUUUGAACUUCCGGAUAAGCGACAAGUGGAAUUGGUUCCACCAACUUUUAUUCAUCCAAUCAAAGAAACAUUUUAUCCAAAAACUAAUGACCUGCAUCUCGAAACAAGAGUGCGAGGCAAUCCUGUUCCCACAUUAUGUUGGGUUUGUGAUGCUGUUUUAAUAAAUCAAAACACGGAGAAAUUUGAGAUAUUCAAUCAACAUUAUUAUGAAUUGGGAACAAGGAUAACUACUGCAACGCUUAUAAUCAACAAUCCUCAGUUAAAAGAUAGUGGAAAAUAUACUUUAAUUGCGAAAAAUGAUGUUCAAACGACUCAACUUUCGAGGCAAGUUAAUAUAGAACUACGUCCAAUUGAUCAUAAGAAAAAACGAAUGGACGAUGUUGUGAUAGAGAAUGACGUUCCCAGAAUUAAUCCAAAGCCACCUACACCAGAACCAGAAAUUACCACACAGACCGACUCUUGUGUACCGAGCACAGCCCCGGAAACUGAAACAAUAGAACAAACGGAAGAGUUAGUGCACGAGGACACCGAUGAAGAUUGAUUUGGGAAAUGUUUAUAUGAUUAGUACUAUAUAACUAUAUAUUUAUAAA